Myotis brandtii (Brandt's bat) is the source of this 4120-nucleotide messenger RNA. RefSeq names its product leucine rich repeat containing 8 family, member A (gene LRRC8A). Lineage: Eukaryota; Metazoa; Chordata; Mammalia; Chiroptera; Vespertilionidae. The coding region runs from base 175 to 2595 and encodes 806 amino acids. The record is from RefSeq and is a predicted model, not a curated record. The transcript is spliced from 4 exons. Gene Ontology annotation, molecular function: protein binding.
GGAGGCAGCUUCCAUGGAGCGAAAGAAAUGCCAGGACCCUGCCCAGACAGAAGCGGGCCAGCCUCAGCACCGACAGCCAGCACGCAGAUAGCAGAGCCGUCCCCGGGACAUGGAAGCUGAGGCUGAGAGGGAAGAAGCAAUUUACCCAAACUCAUCAGGAAAGAAGGUUGAACCAUGAUUCCAGUGACAGAGCUCCGCUACUUUGCGGACACACAGCCAGCGUACCGGAUCCUGAAGCCGUGGUGGGACGUGUUCACCGACUACAUCUCCAUCGUCAUGCUGAUGAUCGCAGUCUUUGGGGGCACACUGCAGGUCACCCAGGACAAGAUGAUCUGCCUGCCUUGUAAGUGGGUCACCAAGGACUCCUGCAACGACUCUUUCCGGAGCUGGGCAGAGCCCAUCUACUCCAACUCCACUAUCCUGCCGAUCGCUGACACCGGCCCCACGGGCAUCAAGUACGACCUGGAUCGGCACCAGUACAACUACGUGGACGCUGUGUGCUAUGAGAACCGCCUGCACUGGUUCGCCAAGUACUUCCCCUACCUGGUGCUUCUGCACACGCUCAUCUUCCUGGCCUGCAGCAACUUCUGGUUCAAGUUCCCGCGCACCAGCUCGAAGCUGGAGCACUUUGUGUCUAUCCUGCUCAAGUGCUUUGACUCGCCUUGGACCACGCGGGCCCUGUCGGAGACGGUGGUAGAGGAGAGCGACCCCAAGCCGACCUUUAGCAAGAUGAACGGCUCUAUGGACAAGAAGUCCUCGACGGUCAGCGAGGACGUGGAGGCCACGGUGCCCAUGCUGCAGCGGACCAAGUCCCGGAUCGAGCAGGGCAUCGUGGACCGCUCGGAGACAGGCGUGCUGGACAAGAAGGAGGGGGAGCAGGCCAAGGCGCUGUUCGAGAAGGUGAAGAAGUUCCGGACCCACGUGGAGGAGGGGGACAUCGUGUACCGCCUCUACAUGCGGCAGACCAUCAUCAAGGUGAUCAAGUUCAUCCUCAUCAUCUGCUACACCGUCUACUACGUGCACAACAUCAAGUUCGACGUGGACUGCACCGUGGACAUCGAGAGCCUGACAGGCUACCGCACCUACCGGUGUGCCCACCCCCUGGCCACGCUCUUCAAGAUCCUGGCGUCCUUCUACAUCAGCCUGGUCAUCUUCUACGGCCUCAUCUGCAUGUACACGCUGUGGUGGAUGCUGCGCCGCUCCCUCAAGAAGUACUCCUUCGAGUCGAUCCGCGAAGAGAGCAGCUACAGCGACAUCCCCGACGUCAAGAAUGACUUCGCCUUCAUGCUCCACCUCAUCGACCAGUACGACCCGCUCUACUCCAAGCGCUUCGCCGUCUUCCUGUCAGAGGUGAGCGAGAACAAGCUGCGGCAGCUGAACCUCAACAACGAGUGGACGCUGGACAAGCUGCGGCAGCGGCUCACCAAGAACGCGCAGGACAAGCUGGAGUUGCACCUGUUCAUGCUCAGCGGCAUCCCCGACACCGUGUUUGACCUGGUGGAGCUGGAGGUGCUGAAGCUGGAGCUGAUCCCGGACGUGACCAUCCCUCCCAGCAUCGCCCAGCUCACGGGCCUCAAGGAGCUGUGGCUGUACCACACGGCGGCCAAGAUCGAGGCGCCGGCCCUGGCCUUCCUGCGCGAGAACCUGCGGGCGCUGCACAUCAAGUUCACGGACAUUAAGGAGAUCCCGCUGUGGAUCUACAGCCUGAAGACGCUGGAGGAGCUGCACCUGACGGGCAACCUGAGCGCGGAGAACAACCGCUACAUCGUCAUCGACGGGCUGCGCGAGCUCAAGCGCCUCAAGGUGCUGCGGCUGAAGAGCAACCUGAGCAAGCUGCCGCAGGUGGUCACGGACGUGGGCGUGCACCUGCAGAAGCUGUCCAUCAACAACGAGGGCACCAAGCUCAUCGUCCUCAACAGCCUCAAGAAGAUGGUAAACCUGACGGAGCUGGAGCUGAUCCGCUGUGACCUGGAGCGCAUCCCCCACUCCAUCUUCAGCCUCCACAACCUGCAGGAGAUCGACCUCAAGGACAACAACCUCAAGACCAUCGAGGAGAUCAUCAGCUUCCAGCACCUGCACCGCCUCACCUGCCUUAAGCUCUGGUACAACCACAUCGCCUACAUCCCCAUCCAGAUCGGCAACCUCACCAACCUCGAGCGCCUCUACCUGAACCGCAACAAGAUCGAGAAGAUCCCCCCCCAGCUCUUCUACUGCCGCAAGCUGCGCUACCUGGACCUCAGCCACAACAACCUGACCUUCCUCCCCGCCGACAUUGGCCUCCUGCAGAACCUCCAGAACCUGGCCAUCACAGCCAACCGGAUCGAGGCACUGCCCCCGGAGCUCUUCCAGUGCCGGAAGCUGCGGGCCCUGCACCUGGGCAACAACGUGCUGCAGUCGCUGCCCUCGCGGGUGGGCGAACUGACCAACCUGACCCAGAUUGAGCUGCGGGGCAACCGGCUGGAGUGCCUGCCCGUGGAGCUGGGCGAGUGCCCGCUGCUCAAGCGCAGCGGCCUGGUGGUGGAGGAGGACCUGUUCAACACGUUGCCACCCGAGGUGAAGGAGCGGCUGUGGAGGGCCGACAAGGAGCAGGCCUGAACCGUGGCGGACCACCGAGCACAGGGCUGGCCCGCAGUGGCCAGCAGUGGGACCACCGGCACUUCCUCCAGCCCAGGAACCCAGAAACCCUGGGACAAACCGGCCCGGCCUCUCGGCCAGGCAGGAGCCUGGGGUUGGCCAUGAGCUGGGCCAGGGUGAUGGGCAGUACCUGAGGGGCUGGCCCCUUUUCUCCCUUUGAGACUGUGCCCCACAGGCGCCUGCUGGGGAGAUAGACACCUGUCAUCUUUCUCAGAGCUCAGUGUUCGGACAAUCAGGCCUCCGCCCUGGAGGCCAUCUCUGCCCCAGAGGCUGAGCCCAUGCCAGAGGCCCAGGACAUCAACUUAGCUCUUGGUAUUUAUUUUUUCCCGCCUCCCGCUCCCUCCCUCCAGAUAACUUACACAUUCCCAGGAAAACAGCUCACAGGGGGUGUGAGGAAGAGUGGGCUGUUUUGCUUUUCCUUUGUGGCGCCGCCGCCAGCAUUUAGUGCCCACCCAGACUUGAGCAGAGUGGCCAGGGUGAGCCAGCUGUGGACGGUCACCCCGUGGUGCCAUGCUGGGCUCUGGCGGCCCAGCCCGUGGAGAGCAGGCCACCAGGUGGGCAGGCCAGGCCUGGGGCUUGCCUCACCUGCUUUGGAUUUUUUUUUUUUUAAGUAAAACAUUUUUUAAGCUUUGAAAAUUGAGGGUUUGGGUAUUAAAAAGAAAAAACUUAAAAAAAAAAAAAAGACACUAAAGGCCAGUGAGUUGGAGUCUCAGGGUGGGCGCAGCUUCCCGGCAGGACUGAGUGUUUCCUCCCCCCGGGGUGUCUUCCGAAUCUGGUGACCUUGGUCCAGAGUUCUCUUUGUUCCUCUCCUCCCCUGGGGGCGGGCGGGGGGGCUUUUCUGUUUUGUUUUUGGUGUCUUGUUUUCCUUCUCCCCCAUGUGUCUUGGCAGGCGCUCACUUCUGUGGCCGUUGGCCAGAGGGAAUGUUCUGGAGCUGCCAAGAUGGGAGGAGACUCGGGUUGGCUAAUCCCGGACGACGGUGCUCCAUCCUCCCUGUCCCUCGUCACAGUGUUAAGGAGCCAAGAGGAGCUACCUCGCCCGGACCCUGCUUCCCACCUCAUGUGUCAUGAGUGUGCCCAGUGCCACCACUCGCCCCAGCUGCUUCCGUCAGCACAGACUGUGGGAGGAGGCGGGGCUGCGGGUGGGGGGGUCGCCCCUGGAAGAGCAGGCUCCCCAGGUUUGGGUUCCAGUUUCUGUCCCAGGCGCCUGCACACGUGGCCCACUCGGUGCCUGGUGGUGAGAAGCCACCUCACUUUAGAUCAGUCAGCGGGGUCCCCGCCUUGGAGCAAUCACUUGGACACUAAGGCACGUUUUAGCGUCUCUUGUCUUAACGAUCACGUCUCUGUCCAUUUGUGUGUUCUGCGUCGCGUCAUUGAAUGUUACCCUUGGCAUAACGCACACUAGCCUCCGACAACCACGAAGCAGUCCGUUACAUGUGGGUCUGAACUUGUAGACUCGUUCAAAUAUCAAAUAAAUCUGUAACAGCAA